Molecule: messenger RNA, 2229 nt
Organism: Coregonus clupeaformis (lake whitefish)
Lineage: Eukaryota; Metazoa; Chordata; Actinopteri; Salmoniformes; Salmonidae
Product: oxidoreductase NAD-binding domain-containing protein 1
Exons: 7
Coding region: 536-1486 (316 amino acids)
Cellular component (GO): mitochondrion
Molecular function (GO): oxidoreductase activity
Source: RefSeq, a predicted model, not a curated record
UCACUUCCGGAGUCAACACAUUUUCAGGAAGGUUAUCUAACUUGCAAGAAGAUCAUAUAAAACAUAUUCUCAUGAGAUUGGCAAGACUUGCUUUUCAGAGAGACUAGCUAUAUUCUGUAGGGAAUGCAGUCAAGACUACGAUAGCUGUAUGCUGUAACUGUUAAUUAAGUGAAAGGGCAUAGGCUUGUGUAACUGGGCUGGCUGAGCUAGUUAAAAAAACUAUUUUAAAAACUGUGGUUGGUUAGCAUGCUAGCUACACCAAACGUAAAUGCUGUGGUGCAGAGAUGCUAGCUAAAAUAAGAAGAGACCGAGGGUGUCGUAAUCGAUUUCUGUAGCAAUUAAUUAUAUUGCUUUACUGUUAACGUUAGCUAACUAGUCAACUAGCUAUCGAUAAAUGACUGUCACCAGCUUGCUCACUGUCAUCUGUCAAAUCUGGUUUUGAUCACUAUAGCUAGCUAGCUACCAACACCAACUUUCUCUCUUUCUCCACUCUCUACCUCAAUAGGUUGCGUCUCUAAAGAAAAGGUAAAGCGCAAUGAGCGUCCCCUGUAUACUUUCCACGGCUGCUCGAAGCUCCACAUUGCCGGGGACGUACGGCGGUCUGCUACGGUCCCGUGUAUUGUGCCCGUGUUCGAUCACAAGGCAUUUCUGUUGUCUUUUCAGGAAAAUGUCAUCCAGAAGACAAAUGGACCAUCUAGAGAGGACAGCCAGCAACUAUAGACAAGAUCGUGUAUAUCCGGCGCGGGUAUGUGGCAUCAUGGACGAGUCUGAGACAGUGAAACGCCUCCGGCUAGCUGUCCAUCCAGAGUUCACUUUCAGAGCUGGCCAGUGGGUGGACUUCUUUAUCCCUGGUAUGGAGAAGGUAGGAGGAUUCUCUGUGUGUUCCAGUCCAGGUCUGCUGCAGAGAGAGGGCGUUAUCGAGCUGGCUGUCAAAUACACACAACAUCCCCCCGCACACUGGAUACACACCAGGUGCACCGUCGACUCCCAUGUAGCGAUGCGUGUGGGCGGUAACUUCUUCUUUGACCCCCUGCCCUCUGACCCCUGUGUUGACCUGUUGUUGGUGGCAGGGGGCGUGGGCAUUAACCCUCUAUACUCCAUCCUGCUCCACGCCGCUGACCUGCUACGACAGAACCCCGCUAACGUAGGGAGGGGCUAUGACAUAGGCUCCACCCACCUCUGCUACAGCGCCAAGAACGCACAAGAGUUGCUCUUCAAGAAAACCAUCAUAGACGUGUGUAAAGAAUUCCCAGAGAAAUUCUCCUGUGACUUCCACAUCACUGCACAGACGGCAGACAUCGACCAGGAACUCCAACCGUACAUGAACCGUGGGAGGCUAUCAGAGGAGGAGUUGCGUCAUCACGUCGACCCUAACACUACUCUGUGUUACCUGUGUGGCCCUCCACCCAUGAUAGAGAGCAUGGUCCAGACCCUGCUCAGCCUAGGCCUAUCCCGGGACAGGAUACUGUUUGAGAAGUGGUGGUAGUGUGUACUAGAAACAGACCUCUUCAUCAUCACUCACCCCGGCCUAACUAUCCACUGCUGCAUCACUGGCUAGUGGAUAUCAAUGGUGGGAGGACCCACCCUGCUCUCUCCCCCAGUACCUAGGGGUUCAAAGACCAACCCGACACACACCACCCAGACCACGCACCCGCCCAUGUUACCAUGGCAACAUUUUGUGGGACAUUGGACCAUAUUUCUCCGCAGGUGUGACCUGGCCGCAUCAUUUGAUUUAUUUUACCCUCACCUGAACAUGUAUUUCUACCAGGUACCAACUUGAACAACUGGCUCGACUCGGCUACAAUUUGAACAAAUUAACGCGCAACUGAACUCAUCUCUCUUUACCGGAAUAUUCAACUCAACUAUCACCUGACUCGAGUGUUCACCAAAUGCAAUGAACAUCAGUUGUACAUUCCGAGAGUGUGUACGGGGCCAUUGAUCUGACCCUGGCUGAUGUUGACCUCUGACCUGUGUGAAGUGCACUAUAAUGUGUGUGUAUAUAGCUUUCCUGAUGAUCCACUAUAUGGAUCGUUGCCCAGUGGAGAAACACUCAAACUGUCCUCACCUCAGUGACGGUUAGAAACUCAAUCUUGCCCUCCCACCUAUUUUCUGAGUGACUUUUUCUGUAUCAAACUAAUUAAGAAAAUAUUCAUUUUAUUCAGGGCUAUUGUAUUUGAGUAAAGAAUGUGUAUGUACAAUUCGGUACAGGAUAAAUAUUUGAUAACUGAA